CCCAGGCCCUUCUCCAAAGAUGAAUGCCUUAACCAAUAACAAUGUGGUAACACUUGGAAGUCUCUUGGCUCAAGAUUUACCCCAGGCCUACAUACUUCCUGAAAGACCAUCAACAUUCAACCACAAAGCAAGUUUCGUAAACAGUAGGAGUUACCUCAUCCAUGACUAUUCUCCUAAUAUGACCGCUGAUCACAGAUACCUGAAGGCGAUGAGAGCAUGCCCUGUGGCUGGUAGUGAUCUUCCAAUUUUACUGACAUGCGCUGUUCAUCCUCUUAUUAUCGAGCAUUGGUCUAAAUGGCUGCCUUUCUUUCCGAGACCCGAGAUAAGAAUAUUCGAAAAUGAAGAUACUGGAAAGCGUCCUUUGGUGGUCAAUUUUCCAUUUCAAAGUUUUCCAGCCGAAAAACAUGCCGUGGAUCCCGAUAUCCACUACAUUCUCAGCUCCAAGACCAGAAUUCCAGAAAUGGGAGCACCUUGCCCUCGGUACAUGUCACGUGACAACUACACGCUACCUUGUAUGAUCAAAACUACUCAAGGGGUCGGGGGUAGGGGAGUGUUUCUUGCCCGAUCAAAAGAUCAAGCCCUAGAAGCUUUUCGUGAACUUAAAACGAAUUUCCAUUGUCAUGAACCAGUCAUCACUGAAGUCGUUGAGAACAUUAGCGACUUUUUGAAUGUCCAACUGUAUCUUUUUCAAAAUGGCGACGUUCACUGGUUGGGUGUUCGGCGAAAGAUGGCGGGAAAAUCGUUCUGCGAGCACGGUUUGGUCCCGGAUGUUGAUUGGAACGAGCAAGAGGACCUAAAAAAACUGGCUUGGGAUGUCGUCAAACCGGUAAUGAAAUACCUUAAUAAACAUGGCUACUUCGGUUUCACGGGAGUGGAAAUCUUAAUAAACAACCGAGGCAAGUUCUUAAUCGAUGUCAAUCUGAAGACUUCAGAUUCGACAUAUUUGUUGCUGUUAGCGCCUCAUAUUGCGGAGACUUUGAACUUUCCUGUUUCCAUUGUGUCUGAUCUUCUUCCAACAAGUAUUGACUCUAUGCUUGAAGAAAUAGACAAGUUGAAUUGUGAAGAUGAAGGCAGGGUGAUUGUACUGUCGGGGGAUGUGACAUCGUUCACAAAACCUAUCAAGUCUUGUAUUGUUGUGUUUGCCAAGGACAAAGAUACAGUAUUUCUGUUGCAUAGGAGGCUUAUUCGCUCGUGCGCAUCGCUGAUUUGUAAUGGUGCAGGUGAUCACGACCAAAAUCUGUUUUCAAAUGGAAGAGUUUUGCUAAAAUGAUAAACAUUGUUCUUUAGGAAACUGAAGAAGGGCAUGUGAUAUCUUCGAUUGUUACUCUUUUAGAAGGAGUAGCCAUUCUGGCACAAUUUGUCACACGGUUUAAUGUAACACAAUCGGCACAACGGGUUCACAAACAAAUAAAAAAAUAAAAUUCAAA
This is a messenger RNA of Pocillopora verrucosa, 1427 nucleotides long. RefSeq lists its product as uncharacterized. Gene Ontology annotation, molecular function: metal ion binding; ATP binding. The record is from RefSeq and is a predicted model, not a curated record. Lineage: Eukaryota; Metazoa; Cnidaria; Anthozoa; Scleractinia; Pocilloporidae.